AUGAAUUACGACUCCAAGAGUCAGAACUCAGUCAGUUUUUGUCUUUCAAAGGACUUAAAGCUGCCGAUCAGAUUUCGAAUAAAUGGGCUGAACGACUACACCCAAAGGAUCGUGCAAUUUCUCUCACCUGAUAAGCACAGUGCUACUUCUCGAAUCAUACAGGCAAAGCUCAAGGACCAGCCGAUUAGUGAGAUAUAUGUCUAUGUCUACGUUGAGUCUUCAGGAAAACAGCUUACGGUCCCAGUGUUAACCAGUGUGGCUUACUCCAACGGGAAUUCCAAAAAGUCGUCACGUGGAAACUGGAUCGAUUUACCAAUAGACUAUUCGCAACUUCCUCUUGACGCUGUUCUUGUUUUAUCUCUUUUCAGUUACAAGUUGAAAACGGGUUCAGAAAACCGACUAGGAGAAUGUAGAUUAUAUUUGUUCAACCAGGAAAACUGCACGCUUAUGAAAGGCUAUCAGAGGUUGAAAGUGGAUUUUGCAGAUGGAGAGACAGAGUUGGAUCAACAGAAACAGAGCCAAAUGCAAAUACUGGAGGCCAAACUUAAGCAGAGGGAACACGGAGAAGCUAGUCCAGUUGAAUGGCUGGACCAAUUAACGUUUCGCAGAAUCGAGCAGAUAAAUGCCAAGGAAGCCGCUAAACUCAAGCAACAGCUAUCGAUUACAAAAAGAACGGGAGAUGUGCAUAUCAACUUGGAGCUUGCGCAGUUUGAGAUUCCAAUAGUAUAUUCCGACGUCAAAUAUGCCACUUUGAACAUCACUACUUCUGAGUCUCACGUCAUGAAUGCAGUUGCAAGGAACAAUGUCAGCAAUAGAGAUCAGUUGUUGUUCAACGAGAUACAAUCAAGCAACCUUCAAGACUUAGCGAAGCAGAGAAGACCAGCCAUUUUUGAUCCGGAUCAAUACAGAUCGGAAAUCAUUGAGGACCCUAUCGAAAGCAAAUUCAGAAGAUUGGAGAGGACUCACCAGUCAUCAUCACUGGAUAAAGACAUCAAGCCUACGCUGAAGUUGAGGGCUGAGCUCACUAAGAUUCUGCACAAGCAAUUUUUUGAAAAGCUCAGCCAAAAGGAAAAGAACAUGAUAUGGAAAUAUAGGUUCUUCCUGUUGAAUAAUCUCAUUCUGAACAAAAAUAACACUGAGUUCAACAAUUUUGUUAUUAACUUUAUCAAGUGUAUUGAUUGGGAAGAUGAUUUCGAGGUCAAUGAGUUUUUGGUGAUCAUAAACAACCUGAACACCGAUCCAUAUUCAAAUGUGUUCAUUCGGAAGAUGGAAAUAGUCGACUGUCUGGAGCUACUGAGUGCAAAUUACAAAAAUUACAUUGUCAGGAACAUGGCUCUGGAACGCCUUAGACUGGCCUCAGACGACGACUUGGAAAUGUACAUGGUUCAGUUGGUUCAGUGUAUUAAAAAUGAAGCAAACUAUUUGAGCCCGAGGACAGAUAUCGACGAUGAUGGUGAAGAAGACAACAAUUCUGAAGAGAAUUCUGAAUUUCUGGAUUUCGAAGACUCGACAUACACCACCAACUCCAGCGAAUUUCAAGUCAUAAACACCGAAGAUGAAGACCCAGUGGUUAAGCUGCUCAAUAAUCCUAACAUAACGAACCCGGAAAAAAAGAUAAUCGAGAAGCUGCCAAGGUUGCAAUCUCCUUUAGCCAAUUUCUUGAUUGAGCGCUCGGCGAACAGUGAACGGCUGUCCAAUUUCUUCUAUUGGAACCUCAAGGUUGAAGUGGAUGAUGAGCGAGAAAGAUACAAAACCGCACCUGGAAAUCAGAGAGCAGCCAACGCAGGUGAACAAACAGAGUAUGCUCCUGACCAAGCUGCCCGUGGAUCACAGGUCCCAGCAAAGUGCGUCAAGCAUAUAUUUCUUCGAACUCUGCUUCAUUUCAUCGCUAAUUUGGGCGUGAGUAGAAAUGGCUCAGACAAAAUAUGGACUCUGAGAAACCAAGUGGAACUUAUAGGGAGAUUGCAUUCGAUUUCAAAGACGAUCAAAGUUGACCUCAAAAAGGAUCCCACGCAGAAGAAAAUUGAGGCACUCAAGGCUCUUUUGGCUCAAAAGUUCAAGGCAACAAGGCUCAAGUCGUCAAGAAAGUCCGUGUCAGAAUACGAGUCCCUUUUGGAUUUUGGACCUGUUCAGCUUCCAUUGGAUCCAAGUGUUCAUGUGAUAGGAACUAUUCCCGAGGAGUCAAGCGUAUUCAAGAGCAGCUUGAAUCCCCUGAAAAUUGUAUUCAAGACUAUUGAAGGCCCUCCUUACCCCAUCAUGUACAAAAUAGGAGACGAUUUACGACAAGAUCAGUUUGUGAUUCAAAUCAUGACUCUCGUCGAGCGAAUACUCUUGAAUGAGAAUUUGGACAUGAAGCUGAAACCCUACAAGAUUAUGGCAUUGGGAUCUGUUGAAGGACUCAUUCAGUUUAUUCCCAACUCUUCGUUAUCCUCCAUUCUUCAAAAACACCUGACCAUUCUCAGCUACUUGCAAACUUACAACCCGGAUCCUGUGGCACCUCUGGGUGUCAAACCCGAAGUUAUGGACAACUAUGUCAGGUCAUGUGCUGGCUACUGUGUUCUGACAUAUAUACUGGGUGUGGGCGAUCGUCAUCUGGAAAACUUACUGCUGACCACUGACGGCUACUUUUUCCACGCUGAUUUCGGCUACAUCUUAGGGCAAGAUCCGAAACCAUUUCCUCCCCUUAUGAAAUUGCCAAUACAGAUUAUAGAAGGAAUGGGAGGACUUAAUAAUGAAAACUACCAGAAGUUCUGCAAUUAUUGUUUCAUCACGUACAUCACAUUACGCAAAAAUGCAUCGCUGAUUCUAAAUAUUUUCCAGCUCAUGAUAGAUUCCUCUAUCCCUGUUUUACGGACCUCGGGAAGCAACGGGAUGUCCAACGAAACCGAGAAGUUCGAACUGAUCUGGAAAAUCCAGGAAAAGUUCAUGCUCGAAUUGAAUGACGAGGAAGCCGUGCUGCACUUCCAAAAUCUCAUCAAUGACAGCGUGAACGCCUUUUUGCCUGUUGUCAUCGACAGAUUACACAGUCUCGCUCAGUACUGGCGCGCAUGA
Molecule: messenger RNA, 3051 nt
Organism: Ogataea haglerorum
Lineage: Eukaryota; Fungi; Ascomycota; Pichiomycetes; Pichiales; Pichiaceae
Exons: 1
Coding region: 1-3051 (1016 amino acids)
Biological process (GO): endocytosis; autophagy of peroxisome; phosphatidylinositol-3-phosphate biosynthetic process
Cellular component (GO): peroxisome; membrane; phosphatidylinositol 3-kinase complex, class III, type II
Molecular function (GO): 1-phosphatidylinositol-3-kinase activity
Source: RefSeq, a predicted model, not a curated record